AUGUACUAUUUUUGCUUGCAAUUGUAUAUAUAUAGGCUAGAAGGAAAGGUGGCACUGAUAACAGGAGGAGCCAGCGGCAUAGGCGAAUGUACAACCAGAACCUUUGUCAAUCAUGGGGCCAAAGUUGUCAUUGCCGAUGUCCAAGAUGAGCUAGCUCAUUCAGUCGUUGAAUCCAUAGGUUCGGAAAAUUGCACCUUUGUCCAUUGCGACGUUAGAGAUGAAGCCCAGAUAAAAAAUGCUGUGGAACAAGCAGUGGCCACAUACGGAAAACUAGACAUCAUGUUCAACAAUGCAGGCAUAGCUGACGAGAACAAGGCACGAAUUAUCGACAAUACAAAGGAUGAUUUUGAGCGUGUACUUGGUGUCAACGUCACUGGUGUGUUCCUUGGCAUAAAGCAUGCUUCGCAGCCCAUGAUUAGGGCUCGAACUGGCUGCAUAAUAUCGACAGCCAGUAUCAGCUCCUACAUUGGUGGUGCAGCAUCACACGCAUAUGCAUGUUCAAAGCACGCAAUCAACGGUCUAACCAAGAAUGCAGCCGUUGAGCUUGGCCAAUUUGGGAUUAGAGUGAAUUGUGUGUCACCGUAUGCGCUUGCGACGCCUCUAGCUACACAAUUUGUUGGCCUUGAUGAUGAGGGACUUGAAAAUGUAAUGAACUCCUUGGCUAAUUUGAAGGGUGUGACACUAAAGGCACAAGAUGUUGCAAAUGCUGCUCUUUAUCUGGCUAGUGAUGAGGCCAAGUACGUAAGUGGGCAUAAUCUUCUAAUAGAUGGGGGAUUUAGCAUAGUGAAUCCAUCAUUCAGUAACAUGUUUAAGUAUCCAGAGGAAGAAGAACAGUGAUGGGUGAGCACCAGUAGACUUAUAAACCUUUUCCUUAAUUAUUAGUUUUUUUUCCUUACAUGGUUGGUAUCAUCCCAGGAAUAAUGUUAAGCUAGCUGCAAACUCUUUUUCGCUGUCCAGAUUGUGUCAUUGGAUUGUACUGCGUUAUUUAAUU
Molecule: messenger RNA, 991 nt
Organism: Fragaria vesca subsp. vesca
Lineage: Eukaryota; Viridiplantae; Streptophyta; Magnoliopsida; Rosales; Rosaceae
Product: momilactone A synthase-like
Exons: 1
Coding region: 1-837 (278 amino acids)
Molecular function (GO): oxidoreductase activity, acting on the CH-OH group of donors, NAD or NADP as acceptor
Source: RefSeq, a predicted model, not a curated record